Molecule: messenger RNA, 1071 nt
Organism: Eublepharis macularius
Lineage: Eukaryota; Metazoa; Chordata; Lepidosauria; Squamata; Eublepharidae
Gene: C10H4orf17
Product: chromosome 10 C4orf17 homolog
Exons: 8
Coding region: 1-1071 (356 amino acids)
Source: RefSeq, a predicted model, not a curated record
AUGAAUAUCAAUUUCAGAGCACAACCUGAGCCUCAGCUGAGCCUCAUCGGAUCUAUAAAGCCAGGGCCCAAGGAGGGUAACACUAGUUCCUUUUUAUGCAGACACAACCCUCAUCCCAGACCAGUGAGCCACGUUAAAGGAUUAAACAAUGUACCCGUCUGUGUUGUGAGAGAUUCAGGCAAUUCUUCAGGACAUUUCAUAAUGCCAGAGAUAGAACAGCGUCAGAGUCUCGUGUGCACUAGAACAGCUGUGGGAUGUCCUUUUUCUGAAACCACCACACCAAGCCUGCCAUCUCUCACUAGCAGAAAGAAAAGUUUCCCAAAGCCAAUUUCACAUGCUAUGAAAGAAGACAUUGCACAACUCCCCAAAAGAACAGGGAACACGCUCAUUUUAAACAGAAAGGGUGAUCCUCUGAGAAAACAUAUUCCAGAAAAGUCACAGACUAUGCCUGCUCCUGACGUUCGUGCCCUUUCACCAGCCCUGGCCCUCCGUUACAGACCAGAAAUCAUAGAGAAUAUGAAUUAUAGCUCAACCUAUCUGGACAAUGAAAUAAAAAUCCUAGGAAAGCUUCGUGAUAUUUUACAAAUAGAUUCCAUUGCAGUGAUCCAGGACUGGGUGUCAAAGGCAAGUCUCAAAGAAAAGGAGUUUAUAUCAAAUUUCAUACGUUCAGACAUCACCACCAGAGAUCUGCUGAAUUAUCAUCAGCAAAAUGUGCAGAGUAGAAAUGAAGUGGCACAUCUAAAUUUGCAGGCUAUGCUGAAAGGGCCAAAAGCCAAAGAAUCAACAGAGGAAGAAAAACAGCUUAGGAAUAUAAACGAAGGAUCAACAGCCAGUACAGGAACAAGAUCAGAUAGGGGAAGAGAUCAUUUGCUCACAAGGAAAGAGAAAAUCAGAAUCCCAACUGUGGACUCGCUGCCCUUAGAUCAUUCUCCCACCAUACCCAAAAUUCAGGAAAGCAAGCAGACCUCUCCAAGAAUACCACAAACCAACAGCCAGCUGCUCUAUACCAGGUCUCGUGGUAAGCGGCCACAACGUAAUGCAGAACAAAAUAAGCCUCCGAAGAACCUGUGA